This is a messenger RNA of Impatiens glandulifera, 2415 nucleotides long. Its product is annotated as cation/H(+) antiporter 15-like. The record is from RefSeq and is a predicted model, not a curated record. Gene Ontology annotation, biological process: regulation of pH; proton transmembrane transport. Bases 1 to 2415 code for a protein of 804 amino acids. Gene Ontology annotation, cellular component: membrane; endomembrane system. Lineage: Eukaryota; Viridiplantae; Streptophyta; Magnoliopsida; Ericales; Balsaminaceae. Gene Ontology annotation, molecular function: antiporter activity. The transcript is spliced from 3 exons.
AUGGAGAAAACAGGACUUCCCCAAACAAAUAGCUCUCUAAUUUGCAUAGUUCGCCAACCUACGGGCUCGAAAGGCAUUUUUCUCGGCGAGCAUCCUUUGCACUAUUCCACUCCUGUCCUCAUGGCUCAACUCUCCAUCUCCGCGAUUCUUACCUCCACUUUUCAAUAUUUUCUUCUACCAUUCGGCGAAACAACCUUCACUUGCCAGACCCUUACGGGUUUGAUAUUGGGACCGUCGGGGUUAGGAAAGAUUAAAGAUUUAUGGUCAAUGUUAUUCCCUAAAGUAAGCUUCUAUAUUGGCGACACCAUCUCUUUUUUUGGCCUUACAUUCUUCCUAUUCCUUGUUGGUGUCAAAAUGGACAUAACCAUUGUGGCUAAAUCCGGCAAGAAAGCCAUAGCAAUUGGACUUUGCAAUUUCUUCGUCCCUUUAGUCUUAAACGAAUGUCUAGCCCUGUUCUUAAUGAAUUCCUUUCCCAUGGAUCCAAUCCUACACGGCUCAAUAUCGUGGGUAGCAACAUUUCAAUCAAUCUCAUCAUUCUAUGUAAUCAACGGUGUUCUAACCGACUUGAAACUCUUAAAUUCAGAAAUGGGCCGGCUAGCCACAUCAGCUUCGAUGAUAAGCGGCCUUUGCACGUGGAUAUGGUGCGCGAUCAUUUUCACGUCACGUCAGAAUUACAUGUUGGGUAAACCGAACACUACUGUUGCCGUGAUGAUACUAGCCUUGGGGAUGAUUUUCUUGAUAUCGUAUGUUCUCCGACCAAUCAUGCUAUGGAUGGCACGAAGAACGGGGGAUGAGAAGGCGGUGAGCGAGAGUUACAUUUCAGCGGUUCUCAUCAUGCUUUUAUGUUGUUCUAUGAUGGGUGAAGCUAUAGGUCAACAUUUCAUGUUUGGUCCGAUGGUUCUAGGGUUGGCAGUGCCUGAGGGCCCGCCUUUGGGAUCGGCUCUUGUGACGAAGCUCGAGGCGUUCGUAUCGUUGAUCUUGCUUCCAUUAUUCUUUGUGGUGAAUUUGGUUUCGGUGGAUGUAUUCAAUAUGGAGCCAAAUCGGCUUCAAAUAUUAUGGACUAUGACUUCAUUUGGAUUCAUUUGGAAAAUGAUGGCUACCAUUGUACCGUCACUUUAUUGUCAAAUGAAACUAAACGACGCUGUUGCUUUGGCACUUAUUCUAAGUGUUCAAGGAAUUACCGACAUUCUCAUCCUCAAUUGGGCUUCACAUCUUGAUUUCUUGGAUUCCGAUACAUAUAAUGUGAUGGUCGUGAGCAUUCUCAUUUUCACGUCGGCUGUAACACCGAUAAUCAAGAUUAUUUAUAAGCCAUACCGGAGAUAUGUAGCCCGUCACCGUCGGACGGUUGAGCACGCUGCUAAAAGCGUUGGGGAGCUUCGAAUGUUGGCUUGUCUCUACAACCAAGACCACACUCCGUUGAUUAUCAAUCUUCUAGAAGCUUCCGCUCCCACCAACAAGAAUCCGAUUUGUCUGUUUGUUGUCCAUCUAAUCGAGCUCGUUGGUCGGGCAGCGCCAGUUCUAGUGUCUCAUCGGAAAGGGAAAUUUGUCUCGUCGUCUUCGUAUUGCCCUCAAAUUAGUUACUCCGAACAUAUUAUACGUGCUUUUCGGAUCUACGAGGAUAAUAGUGAGCAAUCUGUCGCCAUCUCCCCAUUCACUGCGAUUUCUCCUUUUGCUACCAUGCAUGACGAGAUUUGUUCUCUUUCUCUUGACAAGAAGGUUUCAAUGAUCAUCCUUCCUUUUCACCGGUCAUGGAAUCUUCAAGACACGAUGGAAAACAAUGAAAAUUCGAUCCAAGAGGUGAACCGGCGAGUCCUCGAAUUGGCACCAUGCUCCGUCGCCAUACUCGUGGACCGAGGAAGACUCGGAGGCGGGAUCGGUUCAACGUUCAAUCUCGCCAUCAUAUUCCUAGGCGGUAAGGACGAUCGAGAAGCCCUUGCAUUUGGGAUUCGGAUGUCAAAACACCCUAAAGUUCGUCUUUCGGUGGUGAACUUGAUCGAUUCAGGGAAAGAUGGAAAGCGCAUGUCCCCAGACUCCGACCGUGAUAGCAUUGUAAUGGAGCGGUUUAAGGCGAAUGAAAAAGAUAGGUGUCGAUACAAGGAGGAGUUAGUAGGGGAUAGCGUUGACAUUAUAAGCGCAAUGAGAACAUUUGAGAAAGAUUUUGACAUGAUUAUGGUUGGAAGGGAUCAGAACUGCGAUACAAGAUUGUUGAUCGGAUUGGCGCAAUGGAGUGAAGCACCGGAGUUGGGAUACCUUGGGGAUAUGUUGUCGUCGGUUGACUCGAGUUGUAAGGCGUCAGUUUUGGUGGUGCAGCAGCAGAGUCCGGUGAAGGGGAUAUUGAAUGAGGAUAUGGAUAGCCCUAAGUCAUGUGCUGUUGUGGAUAUGCCAUUUGUUUGGAGUAACAUGUACAAGAGUUAG